Molecule: messenger RNA, 426 nt
Organism: Acanthocheilonema viteae
Lineage: Eukaryota; Metazoa; Nematoda; Chromadorea; Rhabditida; Onchocercidae
Source: the annotation of a GenBank genome assembly
AUGGAUGUAAGAUUGUGGGUGGUGCGAAGUGACAAAUCCUGUGCUUUGGCGUACCAUUCACUGCCUAAGAAUGCCAUCAUUGGACCUUUGCAAAAUACUACUUUUGUUGGCCGAAAUGAACAUUAUAUAAUGUUGAGGAGACAAGCACCAGUUUAUUUUUCUAAUGAAAGUGCUCCAAGUUCAUCUGUAUGUGGUGUAUCCUGCACACAGCGAAAUUCUUCUACACGAUUGCAAGAAGCUACCACAUCAUCGAGAGUGAUUGCUGCAGCACCUGGAAGUUCAGCAACUCUACAACCGAACAGUAAACACCGUGAGACGACCUUCGGUAUCGAUGAAGAUUGUUGGCGAUCCAGUAGUGCUGCCAUGCUUACGAAUGGAAAGGCGCAAUUAGUUCGUUUUUUCUCGCUAAUUUUAAACUUAAAAUAG